This is a messenger RNA of Cantharellus anzutake, 411 nucleotides long. RefSeq lists its product as uncharacterized. The transcript has a single exon. The annotation marks the transcript as partial. NCBI's taxonomy places the organism in Eukaryota, Fungi, Basidiomycota, Agaricomycetes, Cantharellales, Hydnaceae. The record is from RefSeq and is a predicted model, not a curated record.
AUGCAAGAAUCUUUACUCGAGCACCUGAAAGAAGCUGGGAACCGUUUUGUCUGGUUACGGGGUUCGCCAGGGACCGGUAAGACUGCGAUAUCCAUGAGUGUUGCGUCCACCCUUGAGAGGCAGGGUACUCUUGCAGCGUCCUUCUUUUGGGAUAAAAACAGGCCAGGAACCGGCCUUGACUCCAUCGAACGGUUUCCUUCUACCCUUGCACGUCAACUUGCACGUUUUGAUGAGGACUUUAAAACAUCGCUUGUCAGGCACCUCCGGCAGCAAGACUUAGAAUUAGUCCACCAUCUCCCUCUUGGGGACCAAAUGAAGACUCUCCUUAUUGAGCCCAUGCGCAACCUGCUUGCAGUACUACCCUCGGGAAAAGAUCGUCUUGUCAUCAUUUUAGAUGGUUUAGACGAGUGU